AUGGUUCAGGAAAAAGAAUGUUUCACCCGAGCUGAGUUGGAUGGCAUUGCUGGAAACCUUGUUCUUAGUGAUCCAAACAAGGGCCAAUGGACUCCUCUAUCGUUCAUCUUUAAACCUCACCACAAUGUUUUAACUGGGAACCAUGAUGUAAAUGUUCUUAUUGUGGCAUUAGAAGCUAGAAAGAAGAAGGUAAUCUGGCAUGAUCAUCGAAAAGGAGCAUCAUCAAUCGAUCUGGAUGCGGAAGCGUUGGUAGGUCUGAUGAUCAAUGUGCCUGUCAGGAGGUUGAGGGGGCUCUGGACUGGCAGGCAUUGGGUCGCAAUUCGAAGCAUUGAUGGUAUCUGUUUUAAUUUGGAUAGUGAUUUUUCUGAACCCAAGAAGUUUAAGGACAAAGAAAACGUGAUUGCGUUCCUGGACAGCGUACUCAGUCAAGGUGGAGAGCUCAUGAUCGUGCUGCAAGAUGAAUAA
This is a messenger RNA of Phragmites australis (common reed), 465 nucleotides long. Its product is annotated as josephin-like protein. The transcript has a single exon. Gene Ontology annotation, biological process: protein deubiquitination. The record is from RefSeq and is a predicted model, not a curated record. Gene Ontology annotation, molecular function: cysteine-type deubiquitinase activity. Bases 1 to 465 code for a protein of 154 amino acids. NCBI's taxonomy places the organism in Eukaryota, Viridiplantae, Streptophyta, Magnoliopsida, Poales, Poaceae.